CAUCGCAAAACCAGAAGAUCCGACCACUACGGUCGCCAGGGACGAUUCCAUCGGAUUUGUACCUUUGUUGCAACCCUAGACUGUCGGUGCCCUCAUCGUAUAGUGUCAUCUUCGGGACCCUCACAACUCGGAAAUCGCUCAUCGAAUUUUACGACCUCUAUCGACCGGCAGUCCCACGUCGCGCGCAUCGCCUUCGACCAUGUACAACUCCCAUCGGGCAAUGGUGCCGGGUGCGCCAGGCCCGAACAAUCGCCUGACCGAGCUGCUGGAACAAGUUCGCCAGGAAUUCGAUCUCCAGGCCAAUCGCGCCGGCGAUUUUGAACAGUCUGUGGCAAACCAAAUUCAUGAAUUGGACAUGCUUCGCGCCAAGCUCUACUCUCUAGAACAGACCCAUCAUCAGGUCAAGCAGAAGUAUGAAGAUGAGAUCGCCCGCCUGCGACAUGAGCUGGAACGUCAAGGUCCCAACCAGCCUCCCCAUGCCGGACCGUCACAACCGCCGCCUCCAAGCAUUGGACAUGGACCAGGAAAUCUGUUUGGCGGAAUCAUGGCCGGAGGUGGUCAGCAAGGAGGGCAAGCUCUCGCUCCUCCCCAGCCACAAGAUCCAGGUCAGCAGGCCAAUGUUCCCGUCCAUCUUGCCCAGGGACCAGCGGGAAUGAAUGCACAAGGCCCACCACCGCCUCCCUUUUAUCCACCGGGACCAGCACCGAAUGGUUACGCACCUGGCGUUCCUCAACCGGUCGCAUCUCCGGGACCACGAGGAGGUCGUAAUCCCCGUGGUCCACCAGGCCCUGCCACUCCGCAGCAAAACUCCGCUGCCCCUUACCCCGGAUCACCCCAAGUUCCUCGUCCGACUCCUCCUCCCGCUCAAGGCCCGCCUCUGGUCCGAAAUGGCCUGUCGAUGGCUGCCGGUCCGACGGGGAACACGCUGGCCGACCUGGAGAUCAACGACCUCCCGCCCGAAUAUAAGAAAGAAGGCUCCGAUUGGUACGCAGUCUUCAACCCUCGUCUCCGACGCACGUUGGACGUGGAUCUUGUCCACACCCUAGACCAUAAUAGCGUAGUCUGCUGCGUUCGCUUCAGUCUCGAUGGCCGCUUCGUUGCCACCGGUUGCAAUCGCUCGGCCUACAUCUAUGACGUGCAAACCGGGCAACGGGUGGCCGAGCUCAAGGAUGAGUCACUGGUGGACGACACGGAUCUCUAUAUCCGCAGUGUUUGUUUCAGUCCCGAUGGACGAUACCUUGCGACCGGUGCAGAGGAUAAAAUCAUUCGAGUCUGGGACAUUCAGUCACGCACCAUCAAGAACGAGUUCCGCGGCCACGAACAAGACAUCUACUCCCUAGACUUUGCACGGAACGGUCGCCUCAUCGCCUCGGGCUCGGGCGACCGCACGGUCCGGCUGUGGGACGUCGAACGCAAUGAAUUGCUGUUCACGCUCCAAAUCGAUGACGGCGUCACCACCGUUGCCAUCUCUCCGGACAACCGAAACGUGGCUGGUGGAUCCCUUGACAAGAGUGUUCGAGUCUGGGAUACUGCCACCGGCUUGUUGCGGGAGCGCCUCGAGGGCGACAACGUCGGCCACAAAGACAGCGUGUACUCCGUCGCGUUCAGCCCCAGCGGACGUGAGAUCGUGUCCGGGAGCUUGGAUAAGACCAUCAAGAUGUGGGAGCUGCAGCCGCAGCAUAUGAUGCCCCAUGGCGGCGUAAACCCCCCUGGUCGUGGCCAGUGUACCCGAACUUUCGAGGGUCACAAGGACUUUGUUCUGUCCGUCGCUCUCACCCCCGAUGGUCGAUGGGUGCUCUCAGGCUCCAAGGACCGAGGAGUGCAAUUCUGGGAUCCACUCACCGGCGCUGCACAACUCAUGUUGCAAGGUCACAAGAACUCUGGUAUGUUGAGGAUAUCCCCUGGACCGACUCGUGUCGUGCUAAUACUGUUCCUAGUCAUCUCAGUUGCACCAAGCCCGCAAGGCGGUCUUUUCGCCACCGGAAGUGGUGAUCUUCGUGCAAGGAUAUGGAGGUACACGGAGAUUCGACCAUAAUUGGUCUCCUGAUGCAAAGAAAGGAUUAUUAUCCUACUCCGCGUCAUUUGGUCACGAAUCUAGGACGGCAAACGCAUUGCUACCUCCCACGCAACCUCAAUCCGCCCCCUGUGCUGUUCUACCAU
This is a messenger RNA of Eremomyces bilateralis CBS 781.70, 2160 nucleotides long. RefSeq names its product WD40 repeat-like protein. The record is from RefSeq and is a predicted model, not a curated record. Gene Ontology annotation, molecular function: protein binding. NCBI's taxonomy places the organism in Eukaryota, Fungi, Ascomycota, Dothideomycetes, Eremomycetales, Eremomycetaceae. Bases 200 to 2035 code for a protein of 611 amino acids. The transcript has 7 exons.